AUGUCAGGACGAUUAUUUGCACUACUGGGCUUCUCCGAGGCAUUCGGUACCUUCGUUGGUGCAACGUCCCUGCCAAUGUUCUUUGCUGUAACCGUGCGCAUCUACAUCGGCUUUGUGUUCCUGGUGGCUUCUGGUCUGCUCUUUCUGGCCUUCCUUCUGGCAUGGUAA
Messenger RNA from Dibothriocephalus latus, 168 nucleotides. NCBI's taxonomy places the organism in Eukaryota, Metazoa, Platyhelminthes, Cestoda, Diphyllobothriidea, Diphyllobothriidae. The record is from the annotation of a GenBank genome assembly.